AUGCCCAGUGAAACAUAUUGUUCCUGUCUGUGGGCCAACAAUGGUGAGGAGGAUGUGGCGAUGAACCCUAGGGCAUGCAAGGGUCAUGUCUACUUAACCCCGGGCCAGCCCAACCAAUCGGCGGUCAGCCUGCUGCCCAUGGUAGACCCUGAUAUGCUCCGUAGGGUCAGUGGGGCCUCACUUUGACAGGCAGCUCACUUAUACACAGUAGUCUGAGCAGAGACGGGCUCAGGUUGACAGACAGCGCUCCUGCUAGCACCUGCUGUUCACACUCAAUGGCCAGAAGACUCUCUAUUCAACAUGAUUUGAUGGGAAGCUCCAAGUUGACAGGCUGCCAUAGACAUAAAGUGAGUCUAUUGAAGCACCCAGCGGGUAAGAUGAAGGCCUUAUCUGUUCCCAUACCCGGUUAUGCAUUAUUCCAUCAAACUCAUCACUCUUCAUAGUUCUAAACAGGUGACGUGUUAUGGAAACUCAGAGUACAGGGCGUAAAGCCGGUAAACAAUCCCUUGUGCCAAAAAAUAAUUGAGGCCGUAUUGAAAAGGCGCCACAGCAAAUCAAACAUUGUUGUUUUCUGAGUCAGGUUGUUACCUGUAUGGGUGUGGGAAAUAGAGAGAGAUAGAGGGAAAGAGAGAGAGAGAGGGAAAGAGAGAGAGAGAGAGGGAAAGAGAGAGAGGGGGGAAGAGAGAGAGAGAGGGAAAGAGAGAGAGAGAGGGAAAGAGAGAGAGAGAGGGAAAGAGAGAUAGAGAGAGGGAAAGAGAGAGAGAGAGAGAGAGGGAAAGAGAGAGAGAGAGGGAAAGAGAGAUAGAGAGAAUGAGAGAGAGAGGGAUGAAGAGAGUGAAAACAGAGCGCCAGACUUUGGGACACUCCGGAAUGCUAGAUUAAGGAGAUGGGAGGAGGGGGACAAGAAGUGAUUGUGCAAUACCUGGACAUCUGCUAAAUCUAUGUAAUCUCGUUCCCUUUUCUCUCAAUAACAGCUAACGAGCAUGCUCUGUCUCCAGAGUUCCACUGAGGGAAGGUUAUGUAAACACGACCUUUGCCUCUUUACCUCUGACCUAUACUGUGUAUUUUAAGGAGUUUCAAGCUUUAAUACAACACAUGUUAGUUCCUUAACGUAUGAUUCACUGAACACCGUUAUGAAAUGAGGUCAAUGGUAAACGAAAGGGAUGACAUUCAGCUUGUGAUAGCUAAAAGGGAGGGAGAAUGUUGUUGACUUUUGGGGGUUUGACAGAACUUUUGAAGGGGGUAUCUGUCAAUCUGAUCUGUAAUGAGGCUGUUGGAUACUGACAGUCCCUUUUGUUUUCAAUCUAUCUGCCUGCCGGGAGGGAACUCAGUCAAAUGUCAAUCAAAUCUUCCACGCACUGAAAGUUUACCUAGUUUCAACUUUUUAAGGUUUUUAGAAUUGUCAGAGACUAAAUACGCCAUUGAUAAAUGUGUUGUUACUGAAAUACAAAUUGUGUGGAAAGUAGGAGUUCUUUAUGUUCUGUUAGACGGAGAGCAGCCCAAGAGACGUGUCCCAUUCAUACAUUUUCUCCUGCAUGUAAGAGGAAGCGUGUCUCCCCCUCUCCCCUAGUCUUCAUUCAUAAAAAAGUGCUACAGUACUGUUACCCCGUUUCGUGACCCCCCCUCUCUUUGAGUGGAAUAUCUGACCCCUCCCUCUUCCUGUUUCUGUACAAACUAAGCAGAAUUUUAAAUCUGGACACCCCUAGCCUCUCUCUCUCUCCUUUUCACCCUUCUACCCUCUCGCUUUCUCUACGUUGAGCGUUCCAAGAUGUGAGCUAAUCCAACUAUUUCAGAGCUGUGUGGGCCGAUUGUUUAGUUUUGGACCUUGUAGUAAUUAUAUAGGAAGUUGUGGCUGUAGAUGCCGUUCCAGUCCUUUAGAGAGAAAAGGGGAGACGGAGAGAGAGAGAACGAGAGAGACUGAAAGAGAGAUAGAGAGAGUGCAUUUGAGUGCGAACGCUCACGGCAGUUCGUCUCUUCGGUAGGAAGCAUUCUGCCUCGUCAUGAAUUUAUGACCUUCUCUCUUGUUUGUGUUGUUGUGUUCCCCUGAUCACUGGUUCGCUCAGAGCUGGCCCAAUCAGUCCCCAUUUGGAGCAGAGGGAGAGUGAAUUGGCGAGCUCCUACCUCUCUUUGCUCUCUCUCCAUUUGAACAAAAAUAAAUAUGUUCUCAACUUUCCAAAAUACAGCUGCUAUGCAACAAGUUUGCAAAAACAUCCAGGUGACUGCCAGAUAUGCAGGGAUACCAUUCGCCCCCAGGGAGGACGAUUCCUCUUCAAUGUGUGUGUGUGUGCGCACGUUUGUGCGUCCAUGUGAGUAUAUGACUGAAUGGGUCAUUUCUCUCCAGAAACACAUGCAUCCUGCCCACCUACAGACACAAACACACACACUAUGCACACGUGCACACACACACUUCAGCCCCACAGUUUUAUGAAUGGGCUAGUUGUGAGAGACUGGCUGAGGCAGCACAUUGGGUUAAGGGGAGGGAAUCUCCAUUCAUGAAUUGGAGGGCCGUUAUUCUACUACUAACACUACAAAAAGAGAAGGAGAACUAUUGAAAUGCUUUAUCUCGCACCAUUUGGUUUCUGCAUUUGGUAAUCUUUCAGUUAUACAUUCAGAUAUGUUGUCUUCUAAACAGUUGUUUUUCCCUCUUAUAAUGCACACACUGUUAUAAUACUUAUUAACUUUUCUAACUUUUCUAACUCACAUAAUACUCACACAAAAACGUACUUCCGUGGGUGAUGUAAAUGUUGUACGUAAUGUGUGAGGGGGGAAGUGCGUGCGUGUGCAUGUACAGGGAGAGGAAAGGGGGGUUUGAGGAACGUCUGUGCUUUAACGUUCUCCACAGCUUGAAUGUUUUCUCUUUCUAAGGCGAGAGCAGGGGAAAACCAGGGGCAACAGAUGCAGGCAGGCCUGAGAGGUGAGGCCUAAAAAUAAUAGGCCAGUUCCACAUUAAGCAAUAAUACACCGACGCACGAGAAACCAGGAGAUCACAUCAACAAACCAAGCAUGGUAUCACUAAAUAGCGUCAGAGUUAAUUACCCUUGGUGCCGUUAUUGUUUUGGGCAAGACAGGCAGCUAGGGAUAUCCCUAGACUGAGUCAGUCAUAGCUGGGUCCUGUUCAGUAGGGAGAAAACGUUUUCCUCCGGUGUGUCUUACUAAACAUCGCCCUGGUUUGCUCAGUGUUUACAACCACCACAUGUGACUUUAAGAGGGGAUCACUGAUGGUUGAGGCUGCGGUCUUGUUAUAGCCAUAGUGACUUGCUGACACAGGACAGGCCGUGUGUGUGGUGUGAGCCUAGUAGAGCUGUAUUGAUCCUAAAGAUUCCCCAGAGAGGGGGCGGAAGGGAGGCAUGGGGAGGGGUAGAUGGAUAGAUAAAGAUAAAGUGUAGAUAAAUCAGGAAAGGGGGGGGGGUCACGCAGCAUGCUUGCCUGUGCCUCGGAGCAUCAUGUUGAGAUCCCAAUCGCUAAAAAGAGAGAGAGAGAGAGAGAGAGAGAGAGAGAGAGAGAGAGAGAGAGAGAGAGAGAGAGAGAGAGAGAGAGAGAGAGAGAGAAAGAGAUAGAGAUAGAGAGAGAGAGAGGGGGGAAGAGAGAGAGAGAGAGAGAGGAAGAGGAAGAAAUAGAGAGAUUGAAGGGAGUGAUAGAGUGAGAGGAUCUAUGGAUGUGGCAUGUGCUCUGAUAUUUACGGGGAGGAGUUCGACCAGGCUUUCUACUAGGGCUUGAUGGGAACUCAGUGCAGCACGUAUUAUCUAUCUCCUUCAGUCAAGAUAAGCCUGGUCCACCCCUAUAUCUCCUCCCCUCCCUCUGUCACUUCUCCACUUGAUGGAUAUUAGCCGGGUCAGUGGGAGCUCUUUAUAUCAUUUCAGUAACGGCAGGUGGGGGGGGGGUGGAAUCGAUUGACACAUUAAACAUUAAGAGGGGACAGCUAUAUUGGGGCUGAGGGAUCGAGAGUGAAGGGUCAAUACACCCCCCGCUUUCUGUGAUGGAACGCCCCACUCGCUGCCCGUGUCCUGGGAUGAGGAUGUAUUGUAUUGUGCCCACUAAACGGCAAUGGGGAAGAAAGAUUUAUAGACGGUCACUGGCCACUUAAAAAAUACCACCACAAUGCACUGGGGAUGAAAUGGACAAUAGAUCAAGUGGGAUUAAUCAAAAUAUAUAUAUAUAUUAAAGUCAUGUUUUUUGUCAAUACAAAGGCUAUGGCCAACUUUGAUUCAACUUUGAUUUUAGUGCUGCUACGUGCACUUUGAUUCUGUAUCACUGUACAGUGCUGUUAUUCACCAUGCUAUAAAACAUUAAUCAAGAAUAUACUAUUCCCAUAAUCCAUAACACGUGACAUGCCUGUGUUAGUGCUAAGAGCUGACUUUGCUAAAUCCUGUGUCCACUCCUCCUUGUCUUGUCCAUGGGAUGGACAUGACACAGUCACAUGAUGCGCACACACCCACACACUUUUUGAUUUACAGUAAUAUCUCCAUGUUCACUGUCAAAUUGUGAAGUCAUUUAAUUUAACAUAUAGGGCACACAAGAUAUGAAAAGGGAAUAAGGUCCAAAAAGUCGACCUGAUAUCAAAUGUUCUAGAAGUGAGAAGUGAAACUUGGAUGACGGCAACGUGCGACACUCCAUUCUCCGGUCACAUGCACUGAGUUUCAUUCAAGUCCACCACAUCCUCGUACCCAACACAACAUCAAGCUACACCUAAUAAUAUGAAACCAAAAUACAUGAAACACUUCCGUUUGUCUUAAAGCGUCUUGAUAUCUCUCACAUAGUUGAUCUGUUUUGAAUCGACAAAGCCGAGGGAAAUAAAAGGAGGUGCCACGUCGCUUUACCGUCCAAUCGUUUUCUACAGUGCUCUCUAUCAAUCUUGUCAGGCUCGUUUGGCAGGUAUCUGACAACAAUGCUUUAAAUAUUCAAAGAAGCCAAGUCGCAAAGGCAUUAGCCAAUCAGAAAGGGUGACCGGUAAAUCAGAUAGGAGACACUAAUGGUUAAAUGGACCAAGCGAUGGUAUUUGGAAUAGACACUGAGACCACUCUGGAGCCCAGCGUUGGCUUUAAAAGAACUCCAGUUGUCAGUUCGCCCCUCGCUUCUCUCUGAGAAGCACACAUGUCCUGCACAUGUUUCAGUUCGCCAGUGGCAUUGCUGCUGGAUUGUCUCUCCAGUCUCAAUGAUGUGGAACAGAUUGAAUCGCCGUCGUUGACUCACCAUCCCACUGGAUUUUCCACUGACCACACUUUUACAUGCAGUACUUUCAAUGUGUGGGCCAAUAUACUUGGAAUAAAAAUGUCAGCAUUUCAAUAUCACCUAAAUGUUUACAGUAAGUGAAAUUGAAGGCUAUUCUUCUGUACUUGAUAGGGUUGAAAGUUACAGCAGUGGCAACAAGCCCAGUUGAAAAUAAGUUAUAUGAAUCACUACAACAAAAAAGGUGCCACAAUGCGGUGUAGAUGAAGCAGCAUGUGUUAAUAUACCAAUUUUGAUCUCCACUAUCAUAACAUAUAAAAAACUAUUGUCUAUCCCUCAUGUCCCCUACUUUCUACAGUUGAGCCAGGCCACAGAGUCAGAGAGAGGAAUGCUAUAUGGCAUGUCCCAGAAAUCAAUAAGUUCCUUUGAAAUCUUUAGACCCACAUAAUUGGGCAUGCCUGUUGUUUUUAUUGAACUGUCUGUCAUUGUUGGCAUUAAUUUGCCAGUGAGGAACCAUCUCUCUCUCUCUGACUCUCAAGAAACCCUCCAUGGGCUCUACUAAAGCUGUUCUAGGGUGUACAGUACAUGUGUAGUUUAUAUAACUUAUGUACUAAUACAGGAAACUGUAUAUCAUCUAACAUUCAAGGAAAAAUCAUGUGACAGUUGCCCAUAUUUGAAAUAGACUAUAGCUACUAUGGAUGUUUCCUUCUAUCCACCUCCUUUCAUUCUCAUGGUUUACCUAUGGCAAAAAGCCUAGUGGUUAGAGCGCUGGGCCAGGAACUGAAUGGUUGGGGACAUUGCCCUGUGUAAGGUGCCAUCUUUCGGAUGGGAUGUUAAAUGGGUGUCCUAACGCUCUGUGGUCACUAAAGAUCCUAUGUCACUUAUCGUAAGAGUAGGGGUGUUAACUGGCCCUCAUACCAUCAUACCCAGCUUCCAAUUGGCUCAUUCCUCUCCCCUGUAACUAUUCCCCAGGUCGAUGAUGUACAUGAGAAUGUGUUCUCAGUCUACUUACCUGGUAAAAUAAGGCACAAAAAAAAGAAGCUGUCAUGGCCUGCAGACUUCCAGAGACUGAGACUUCCCAUACCAGAGAUAAACACUCCAAUGUAAAGCUCUCCAGAUCCUCUAUCACUGAGUUCAGGUUUGAUUACUAGAGAAUAACCUUUAAUGGUAGGAAAUGCUCUGUAUAAAAUAAACUGAGGAGAUUACAGAGGGGGUUUCCUACCUGGCAUUCAAUCCUGGCUGCUACUCGUUUGAUAAUUGCCAUUAGCUACCAAACUAUAAUUGGAAUCCUGUACAAACUGAAGAUCACAAGAGAAUAGUAAGAAGAGGUAUAUACCAUAUUUAGGGGUUCACAGCGAUUUUGCUCCAUCUUGGACAUUUUUUAAAACAGAUUUUUUUUUGGAUCUCUUAACAUAGUUUGAGAGAAGCUAAGGGAUUGGUUAAGAGAUGUCUGAGUUAUUGAUAAAUCAGGAAAUCAGAUUUUACGUGUCAAUUUAAAUCCUUUGUAAAUCUACUUACAUUUACAUCAUUUAGCAGACGCUCUUAUCCAGAGCGACUUACUUCACAAUGGCCUAUCAACUUGAAAAUGUUUAGGGUCAUCAAAGACAUUACCACGAUGAUCCAUGUUAAGUUUAGCAUUGAUAUCUUAACAAAUAAGGAAACUAUUAACAAUUCACUUUUUUGAAUGGGGAUGUAGCUCAGUUGGUAGAGCAUGGCGUUUGCAACGCCAGGGUUGUGGGUUUGAUUCCCACGGGGGGCCAGUAUGAAAAAUAAUGUAUGCACUCACUAACUGUAAGUCGCUCUGGAUAAGAGUGUCUGCUAAAUGACUAAAAUGUAAAUGUAAAUGACUAUGUAACGCUUAACAAAUCUUCUUCUCAUGUACUAAAAAGUCAGAUUCACUCCAAAUCUGGUCUUUGGACUCAUCACAAUAUUCCCUUAAGAGUUUGAGAAAAGAACGCUGAUGGAUUCAAAGAUGGCCACACUAUACCAGUAGAUGCAUAUUAGCACAUACGCUAAUAUUCUAAAAUAUGCUAAUAUGCUUUUUCUCAUGUACCAUAGGACCAAAUUAAACCAAAUUUGGAAUGUAGGCCCAUGAUACAAGGGAUUGGUCAAAAGAUGGCUGAGUUAUUGACUCUUGAUGUCACAACACUCUGAAUCCUGAAUUCCUCUUUGCAUUACACAAUGUAGUAGCAUGGCUAUGACAAGGUAUUUCUUUAGCACGUGAUAUAUUAAGCUGCAGAAGAAUGUCCCAUUCCAGACAAGCUUCUGGUGGUCCUUAGUCCUGAGGAGUUCCCACUAGUACCUUAUGUCCCAGCCGAGGACACUUUUGUGUGGACAAGGAUAGAGGUGUGGGGGUCUCAGGUCCUGAGAUUUGUUUGUGGUGGGUGUGAGACUGAAUAGCACCCCACUUCCUAAAGCACUCAACCAUGACAAUCAUCUUUCACCCUGCAUCCUCCCCCAAAGCUUCACUAUUUACAUAUGUAAAGUCCCCCUGCUCCUCCCUCCAUCCCCAUCCCCAACCUGGGUCAUCCUGUGAUCAGAAUGGGAGUGAGAAAAAAUGAAUCAGAAAGAGGAGCAAACACAAGAUGAAAACAUUCAACUUUCAUAACAAGAAGGAGCCUUUCCACAUGCUCUAUAUCCCUCAAUACUCCAUGUAUUUUGUGGGGAGAAUAAGAAAAGCAUUUCAGCAGUAAACGUCUCUAAAGUUAACAAACUCUACUUUGUUGAGAUCAUCAUUUUACACCAGGUUAGGAUGUGUUCACAUUUCCGCUCCCCCCAACACCCAUUCCAAAUAAAAGGAGAGGACACUCUCUCUCUCUCUCUCUGCCUUAACACUGUGUACCUAUUGUGUACAGUAUCUGUCCAGAAAGAUCUAAACACUUCUCUCUCUACCAUUAUACAUUAUGUUUAAGUUCACAACACCCCCUUCCCAUACUAGAAAAAAACUCCUUGAAAUAUGAGGAUCUUGGUGGAGAAAAGUGUAACUACUAACAGAGUUGUAGAGAGGGAAACCAGAGCCUGUGAGUUGGGGUCAAAUCGCCCCUAAAUAAAACCAAUAGGGAAGAGCCAUGCUGUCCAAACUCUGUUUAUGUGACUGCCACUACUUUAUAAACUUUGGGGGCAAAUUUGAUGUCAUUUGGACUUUGGAUUUAUCUCGAUAAUGUAACUUUUUUCAAGGAUUUUUUAAGCCAUUAUUUGUUAAACCCUUUUUAAACUGUACAUUUUAAGAAUCCCUUUUUCUAAUUGAAAUAAAUCAUAAUUUUUCUGAUUUCAUAGUUUACUCUGAUCAAAUACAACUGAAACAAUUCAUAUGCUCAAAGUGUUUGGACAUUUCUAUUAGGAUCAAGGGAUAUCCAAUGUCUCCCAAAAUCCUUUGAUGUUGGGCUUGAGAAAUCCGUUGAUUCAUUAGGGCUUCGUUAACGGGGAUGUCCGCCAACCCCUGCUAAUAGGGGAAGCAUGCCAGACAACAGCACCAAUCACACACACUCACAGCCGUCCUACGCUCAUAUACAAGAGUAAUUAAUAUUGUAGAUCCUGACACACAAAUCUCCACCCACUUACUAUUGAACAGUGCUGUGCUUCAUUCUCAAACAGCGGCCCAUGCUCUUGACUUGAUGCCGUUCACAGAGCAGUAUGCUGUGUUUCGAAAUUAAACAGAAGCAGGGCCACAUCAAAAGGAAGUAUGUCUGCCAAUCGUAUUAGCUGCUCCACUUGGGUUGCAUAGUGACUGGACUUGUGUACACAUUACACACCAUGGAGUGUGUGUAGUGAGAGGGUCACUAUGUGGGACAAACACAUUCCACACUCUCAUAGCCAUAUUGGAAACAAAUUCAGUCAUGUGCCACCCUGGGUAUGAUGAGAAAGGAAGAGGGCAGAGGGAUUUGGAGGGCUGGAAUCCUAUUGUGUCUGUGUGGGAAAUCUGGGUAAAUACUUUUCUAAUCCUUUUUGAUCGCACUCUAAAGCCAACACUUCCUCACCUGCCCAGGUGUGUCAUGGGAAAGAAAAGGCUAAAAUAAUAGGGGGGUUCCCAGUUUUCAACUGUUCCACAAACUGCAUCUGUCUGUCUGUCUGUCUGUCUGUCUGUCUGUCUGUCUGUCUGUCUGUCUGUCUGUCUGUCUGUCUGUCUGUCUGUCUGUCUCUCUUUCUCAGUCUCUUUCAUUCUGUCUUUAUUUCCCUCUGAUUGUCUGUCAGGGUUUUUUUACUCCCCCCAUUACCCUCUCUAGCCUUCUUUUCUUUCUCUGUUGCUCUCUAUGACUAGCUGUAGACGUUCCCUUCGCAGCCUUUUACAGUAUGUCUCUGCAUUUCUUCUCCUCCCUUUUUGUGAAUGGGAUACAGACAGUAUGUAAUUACCUGGUCUCAGGUUUCAGUGGGGCCUGUUCCGUCAACUCCACACCCACUGCAGUCACACGCACACACACACACACACACACACACGUAUAAACACAGUCGUCCCCAGCUGAAAGUGCACAGCUGCUGCUGUUUACCCUCUCAGGCCCAGAAAAACAUCCUGUGCUGUACAGUCAGUCAGAUCUCCCCUCACAUAAUAAACACAGCCUCAGCAGUUUGAAGCUCCACUUUGGGUGGUUUGUGUGGCCUUCAAGGCAAAGGUCCCCACCAAGGGAAGAGCUUGAAAGAAAGUAGAUGUCUUCUGUAGAGUUUGGAUUGAACAUGGGGUAAGAAUAUAGGCUGUGCGGAGGAGGAGGAUCUAGUAAACAGCUCAGAAUGUUUGCAGAUGAAGAACGAAACCAAGACAGGAAAUAUCAAUAUGUUAGGAAUUGGAAACUGGUCACGGUGUGGAGAAAUGCGAGAUGCAAAAUAUAAGACGAAUAACUUCUAUAUUUAAAGGUUUAAUAGACAGACAUAGACAGACGUAUGCAUAUGAGAAGACAGACACGUUCCUCUAAGAGGUUUGCAGAAAAUCUCUCUUCCUCCAGUGGGGAGGGCAGACUUAAAUACUCCUCCUUAUCUGUUCAUUGUCUCAUCCUUCUCUGCCCUGGGUCAAAACAUUAAAUCAAGGCUGAGACCUAGGGGUUGAAUAGACUAUACAUUUGAAACAUUUUAAUUGCGUAAGGACACCCAUGGCUGAUUUUAUGGCUCAAGGGCCAGAUAUCACUUACUAAGACCUGCUUUAUAGUAACCUCUGGCCUUAGAGAGGGUACCUGGAGGCCAAAUUCCAGUAGGGAAUAAUCAUCAGAAUAUUGUUCUUAACAAAUAAUAUGACCCUGUGAGGUCAAACGUAAAAUGUUCUCUGGCCGUCUCCCUUUGGAAAAUAAAAUAAAAUAAUAUAACAUUGUUUGCCAAGGAAAUAAAUAAUGUAUUAUGUUUCACUCAAACAUCAUACUGACCAAAGUGUUGCAUUGCCUUUUGCAACAAGCUCUCACAAUCUCACUGCAGAGCUAGACAUUUAUCCAUGAUUUUCCAAAACGUCAAAUUUCGAAGUUGCUCCCAAUGUAAAAAUGUCUAAGUGUUUUUGACACUCUGGGUUGCUCCUCCUGCUCAGUAUAGUUCUGUUUCUCAAAACGUCAAAUUUCGAAGUUGCUCCAAACGUCAAAUUUAGAAGGUUAAGAGUUCGAUUAGGAUAGAACACGCAACCUUCUGAUCCAGAGUCACAUUAAGUUUAGGCACCCAUUCCAAAUGGUUAAGAUAAGAGUUAAGGUUUGGGAUAGGGUAAAAAAUUACUUAAUAUAUAAAGGAGUGUCCACCACUGGGAUCGAACACGCAACUUUCUGAUCCAAAGUCAUGGGAUUAUAGAGUCAUGGGACGACGCCCAUCCGCCACUGCCGUCCAAAAUGCCCUAGCAAAACCCAAGCCUACUUGAUGGUAAUAGUGCUCGCUGUUGCCUCUAGUGGCCGGUUUUGAAGGCAUUUCCCACGUCCUCAGGACGUCCAAUUUCGAAGUCACUUUUGAACGACCUGCCUGGCCUUUUGUUCAUCGAAAGACAGUUUCUUGGCCAGUGCCGUUGUUUAGGUUGGGGUAUACUUUGUGUUGGGUGCAUAGAAAGUUGUGUUGUGUCUGGAGGAGAGGAGAAAAAGUGGGCGUGGACACCAAUGGCUUCCAAAUGAACUGCAGGAAUGUGUGUACGCACAUGUGUGUUUAUGUGUGUCUGUCUGCUUCCCUUGUUUUCAAUUGACUGUCACUUAAGCGGUCUGGCACAUAUUAGGGAUUCCUGUGUGGACAGGAGUAUUUGCUUUGCCUUUGAACUUGAUGACAUCAUAGAGGGUAAAAAGAACGAUCCAUAUGUGCCAACAUGCUCUUCUGUCUCUGUCCUUCUACAGCAGUGGCAUUCCACAGCCCGCCAGUCACCAUCAAGAAGGAACCACCGAGCCCUGGGUCCGACCCCAGCCAGUCCUGUAGCCACAAGCAGACCUUCACCUACCCCAAUGGAGAGCAGUGCCUUUAUGCCAGGUACACAUGUCAACAAGUACAGUAUUCAGCUUAUUAUGGCCCAUUUACAAACAUUCUCGUCUUACGGAUUCAGAGGUUCGGGGGUGUGUAGCUCAGUUGGUAGAGCAUGGCGCUUGCAACGCCAGGGUUGUGGGUUCGAUUCCCACGGGGGCCAGUAUGAAAAUGUAUGCACUCACUAACUGUAAGUCACUCUGGAUAAGAGCGUCUGCUAAAUGACUAAAAUGUAAAUGUUCCAUAGCAAGUCACUAGUCAACCAAUUCCAGUCAAUUAUCAUACAUAAGGCAGUGCAACAAAGAGAGUGACCAGAACACAAGCUACUGAACACAAUGUGAGUCACUACAAAACACCCAUCCACCAUAAGCCCACUUUGGCUUACUGACCUGUAUUACUAAUGUUAGGGCCUACUAUUGAUGCCAGAGUAGUACAUGUACUCAUACACCACAUUGGGAUUCAUAAACCAUGUUUGUGUGUGUUUCCAGUGCCUACGAGCAGAAGAGGGCUGCAGGACCCAAUAAGAGCUCCUGCCCCCAAGGGACACCCAUGUCUCCCAUGCAGCAGCAUUACUCCCCCAAGCCUGCCGGGGGCGCUGAUGGACGGCCUGACAACACGGCCUACAACAUGAACUCCCCUGCUGCCUCCCAGCCACUGCCUAGCCACAACAACUACCCCAUGCACCCCAGGUAUUACCCCCUGUACUGUACGAAAUACUUAAAAUUGUGCCAAAAAACAAUAUGCCUUUAUGACAUAAUAAUGUGCAGUCGGUACUGAUAGUUUUUCAUAACCUCUCUUUUCCCUUCUCUUAGUUCCAGGUAUCAGGCCACCUCAGCAGACAUGUGCCCCCAGGGGUUCCCCCCUCAAGGGCAGGCGUUCCAGCGCAUGCACCCUGCCCCAUCCGGAGGCGGUGGUGGGGGAGGAGGAGGUGGAGGACCAGGUGGAGGUGGUGGCUAUCAUCGACAGCACUCAGACCACUGUCUACCCUACCUGCAGCAGAGCUUCAAGCAAGAGUACCUGGACCCUCUUUACGAGAGGGCCGCCCACAUGGCAGGACCGGGGCAUGGAUCAGGGCACGGGCCUCACCCACCUCACCAACACCAACAACCCCACCCGCACUCUCACCACCAUCCUCACAGGUUCCCCCCUGUCCACAUGAUGGUGAAGCAGGAGCCGACCGACUACACCUAUGAGCCUGGUGAGUGAUUAAAACACUGAGGGUCCAAGAGAAGAAUGACAGAGAUACAAUAUGAGUCUGUUUUGAAUGGCAGUCUCCCUUUAGUAGAAAGAGUCUAUACUGAAUAGCUCAUGGUUUUUUGGAGGGAAGCAAAUAUCUCAUGGAAGAUACUGAGUGUCUUUCCUCCCUAACAAAUCACAACACGCUGAACCACGGAACACUGCAAAACAUACCCGAACUAAUCCCAUAUCACUCAUGUAGGCAUAUUCAACUUCUGUAGGACGUAGGAUGUAUACAAUUACUUACACAUUGACAUGUUACGUGCCUAUUGCUUUGUGGCUAUUGCUCUCUGUCCUACAAAAGUUCCUUUGAAAUAAAAGUAGCUUUGAGUCAUCCUGGUGUGUAUGGAUGACAUUAGAACAAAAUGUCCAAACGCAGACAGUUCAAUAUCCUCUAGAGACCUUGCCCUACCCCCUCCCUACCUCCAAACUCCUCCUUUCAACUCCCUGACACUUUGCAAAAAAAGGUAUUGACUCUUGACUGUAAUACUGUUUCUUUCCUCCUCUACACUCCUCCCCGCUCCGUCUCUCCGCGCUUGUCUCACUGAAAGGGAGGCAGAGGAAUUUCAUUGAGAAAAUGGAGGGCACUGGAAAGACUAGAGUCCCCAGUGGAGCACUCUGGGGUGUCGGGUUGCAGCAGCGGCUCCUUUUUCUGCAGGCAGAUGAACUCAUAAUGGAAAAAUGAGCGUGGCCACAGUAACUCGAACCUCUCACUGUGGAGGGAGAGAGAAGGGGUGAGGGCAGGGGGGAGGAGAGGGUGGGGUAGCCAGGGGCCUUGGCAACAACAGAGAACCAGCCGUACCUCCACAGCACAGCAGCAGCAGCACAGUUCCAAGGUCCUGGCUGUUCCCUUUAAAGGAAAAUUCCACCCAAUAACUAUCUUCUGGUAUUUGUUUCAUUAGUUCAUUGUUGAUAUUGUCAAAAAAAAUGUGCAGGUCAGCAAUCAAGUUUUCAAGAUAUAUAACUUUCAAAAUACAGAAAUACAGAUGAUGCAAAAUGCAUCAUACCGGCUGUAUUUCUGUAUUUUGAAAGUCAUAGGAGGAGUUGAGGAGGCUGGUGGGCCUGCCUGAGAGGUGUGCCGCAGAUAAAAGCUGGCAGCUGUUUUGCCUGCUCAGAAAGGCUAUCACAAGGACCUCAUAGGCCUACUGGCACAGAAAUGUGACCCAAAUUAUAGAUAGGCGCACCACUAGCACAUAGGCAGUUAUGUGGUUCAGGCUUGUGAAUAAAGUUGUCUUUUUCACAUUCAAAUUUCCAUCUAGUAAACUAAUGUGUGUCAUUGUGUUGUGUGAAAGACACAUAAUGGCUACAAAAGCUUGCGACACCAGCCAGCACACAAUUGACCCUGGUGCUCUCGUCCCAAAUCUGCCCAUCACUCCCCAGUGGCAGGCUGCCCUGGCUGGCAGUGAUAUUAUUUACAGUGUGAUAGAGUGCUAGCCCGGAAUGGAGGGUCUGAUUUUCCCCAGUGACAUCUUAUCACAGCCACAGCACUGCAACUGCACUCCCCAGGAAUGAGUCACCAGACUAACCACACCACUGAGAGGCAGGAGACUAGAGCUGCUGCACCUUUCACCCACUCUGGCCUCCUCUUGCCAUUCAGCCACUCAAACAAGCACACUGACGCAUGUGCAUGCAUUCACUCACACAGGCACACAUACAGUACACUAUAUAGGCGAUAAGAGCAGUUUGUCACCAACCGGACCACAGCCCUUAGCAACAGGGAGAAACAUCUGAGGUUUUCAAUUUAUACAACUUUAGGAAAUGGACAUUUGAUUAGGAAUUUGAUUCGGGAUUGAUAGAAAUAUGAAGAUCCCAUCCAUUUGCAGUGUGGAUGGUUGAGUCACGUAGAGGUGUGUCCAGGUGGAUGGACAAAGUGCUGACAAUGCAGACUCACAUUCUCUACCAUUACACUAAACUAUACUGCUGCUCAUCACUAGGAGCUUACUCAUGGCCUAAAAAUACUGUUGGGAGACAAUUGAUAUUAAGACAAAUGAAGGUUGUGUCCUUGCAGGACCACAUUAAUGCUCUCUCUCCCCGUGGAUAUUGGCCUAGUAUAUAUAGAUUGAGGAAGGAAACCCAUCUGUACACUGAAAAAGCUUUUACUGAUUGUUUAAAUGCACUGCAUUGACCAAUAGGUGUCCGCUUGUGUUUCUGUCCUAUAGAUGUGCCUGGAUGUCCAUCCAUGUAUCACCACAACGAGGGGUACCCCAACCCCCAGCACAACAAUGAAGGUAAGCAAAAACUUGUCUGAUAUAAUUCAUUAUUACUUGUUACAAGCAUGUAUAAGACCGUCAUAAAUAAUACAUAGACACUUAUGGCAAGUGUUAUAAUGCAUUAUGACUGCAUAAUCAUGUUUUUUGUUUUUUUUUACAUGCAUGCUUUAUUAUCAAAAGUCUGUGCCAACGGUUCAUGGCACUGAAGAUGGGAUGGGGAUACUACAUGUACCGAAUCGCCCUAUUCUUAAUUGAAAUGAGGCCUGGCUACUGGCUGUAGCUUUGCGGUCAUUGGCUAACCAGCCCAGAGUGUCUGUAUUUAAAUUGGCUAACCGGUGGCGUGUCUAUGUUUCCAUUGGCAUAGGCUCUGGCCUCUCCCCUGCCCCAAGAAUCCCUUGAUAAAUAUUACUCCUGGAAAAAGCCAGAGUAUUUUUCCUUGAGAAAAUAAAAACAAUGCUCCUCUUCACUCCCUUUGUUUGUCACACCAUUUUGGGUCAUUCUAGUUCUUGUCCAGCAUCAUUUCCUAAAUAAGUGAGAACUCAGGAAUUGCUCUUGAAUAGCCAAUCAUAAAACAGAUUGUAUUAUUAAAGGGGGAAUCUGCAGUUGCUUCAUCCAUUUUUCGCCUUUUAAAUUAAUUAUAUAUACCCAUUGAUUCUUGAAGAAUAUAACUUAUGAGCUUAAUUUAACUGUCGUACCCCAACAGAACCCAAAAUAUAAACUUGUUCUACACUUUGUUUGUAAACAAUGUAAAUGUAAACAAACACUGUACAGCCUCAAAACAAAACUAUAAUUUUGAUAUCAUGGAUGGUCAGUCCUUGUAUCCAUAGCUCUGUCUAUGCAUGUGGUCCUCUGUAGCUCAGCUGGUAGAGCACGGCGCUUGUAACGCCAAGGUAGUGGGUUUGAUCCCCGGGACCACCCAUACACAAAAAUGUAUGCACGCAUGACUGUAAGUCGCUUUGGAUAAAAGCGUCUGCUAAAUGGCAUAUUAUUAUUAUUAUUAUGCAUUUAAGAGUGGUUACAUAUAUCCAGACCCAUCCCUCAGCUUUUUACCAUAUCAGUGUUGGGAUGCCCCUUUAAGAAUCACUAGAGUAUUACACACUUAAAAUCAAAAGUAUUAUUAAAACAAAAGAAAGAGGGAAGAUGGAGUCCUUUUGAGAUAUUUAGUGUGAGGAAUCCUCCCCUACUCACGAAGUGCUCUACACAUUCUUGUUGAAGUGUAAGAGAUAAGUGCACCCAAUAAACAGUUCACUUUUUCCCCAUUUAUAUACUCAUUCAUUUUGUGAAAAUGUGAUUCAAGAUUUGGCAUAGUGAACAAGCUAUAGUAACACAAGACCACUUUAAACACUAAUAACAACCCCUGUCUUUUCUUACAGGUUAUCUGUUUGAAAACGACUCCCGUGUCGUUCCAGAGAAAUUAGAAGGUGAGUCUUACAGCUCCUUGCACACAAUCCACUCCAAUAGCUGUCACUGAGAUAAUAAUGGUUAUGGAUGAUGGCACUGAGGGUGUCCACUGUCAGUUCUCCAUAGGAGAGACAUAGAAUCCAUUCAAUCACAUCACAUGGCUCUCCGUUUGGGAUCGAAUCCCUAUUGCUCACAAUAAUCUUUCCCAGUACAUGUAUCGGUAUCAGCCUUCUAUCAGUGCCAAUAGUAUCAGAUAUAGUAUUGCUGAACAAUAAGCUUUAGAGUUUAUUUUUUGCAUAACAGGCUCCUGGUUGGAGCUGAGUUAGUGGGUUUCGUUUCCCGUGCGUGAGGUAGGGACUGGGCUCCUGUGUCAUGGAGAGCAAGGUGACAGUCAGUUUCCCAUGGUGCACUGGGGUGAUUGAUGUGAGGGGAGAGCCUGAGGGCUCCUGCACAGGUUGAACUGGCAAAACACACCGGGUUAGAGUGACAGCUACUUACAGUGACAGUCCCCAUGUUCCCGCACUCAUAGUACUGUAUAUCGGCAUCAUUCCCUGCUUCUCAAGAUAAUUAACCAAUCAACUGUCACUCACAAUGUAGCAGUUACUACAGUAUCUUAAGCCUGUCAAGAAAGCUAUUGAUUGGACUCAACCAAAAUUACAGUCUUAUCCUUAUCCUAUUAGUAACGUUGAACAAACUUUGGCCACAUUACCAUACUUGUCAUUAGCUGUCCUAUGUCAAUGGUAGGGCUGUGACGGUCAUGGAAUUUUGGAUGACAGUUAAUGGUCAACCAAAUAACCACGCGCGGUCACUGUUAUAAUCGUUUGAAUAGCAAAAUAAUUGUUUUAUUUUUUAUUAUUAAGACGCACAUUUUCUCCUCUCCUCCACUCCUGACUACAUGUGCUGCUACUGCAGGGAGGGGGGCGUUGCCUAGGCAAUCAAAGAUUUGUUUGCUACAACACCUUGCUUGUUUCAGCAAGGAGCAACAAAGUUUCAUCAGGUUGUAAAAAGUCCAUGUUACCGCGGAAAUGGACUGAAUCGCACUAAUGGACAGAUUUUUAAAAAAAAAAUUAUGACGAUUAUCUUAUUUUCAUGACGGUCUUCAUCUAUAAUCGUCCAUUACACGAUUAUACAGUAAUUUUACCAGCCCUAGUCAAUGGUAGCUGCAUACUUCCUCAAACCAGUCUGAGCCUACAGCCUAGUCCAACCUCCAGUAUCCCUGUUCUUCUCCAGGUGAGGUGAAACAGGAGGGGGGUAGCGUGUUCCGUGAUGGGGCCCCAUACCAGCGCCGGGGAUCCCUGCAGCUCUGGCAGUUCCUGGUGGCCCUGCUGGAUGACCCUGGCAACGCACACUUCAUCGCCUGGACCGGCCGCGGCAUGGAGUUCAAACUCAUCGAACCUGAGGAGGUAAAGCCCAACCUACAGUAACUAGAUCUACAGUUACAGCAUCUUCUAAGUCCAUUUGGGAUCUUUGCUCUGUGUUAAGAAAAGCGAGAAGUAGAGUUCAAACUCAUCAAGCCAGAGGGGGUAAGGCCCAACCUUAACCCGAACACAACCAGGGUGUAGUCUAGUGAGAUCUACAGCAUUUCUGUUACGUCUCCGUUAAGUCCAUUUGGGAUCUUUGACCUUUGUUAAGAAACAUUAGAAGUAGCUUAAGUUCGCUUGCUAUAUGCUGCGGGGUCAGAGUCAGACGUAAGAGGUAUUUAAUGCUGAUUGUGUAUUGUCUACAAUAAGGUUUCAAUGUUUGAGAUUGCUCCGCCCUUCCCCUCCCUACUUCUAUACAAUCCCUCUUGGGCCAUGCACUGAUCUAAACUGCCAGGUGCCCAUUAGCCUCCAUGCAUUAUUUACCAAUUGUAACAGUAGAUACACAAACAAAAUGGAGGAUGAGCUUCAUCACCUAAUAUUCACUCCUUACAUCACAUUACCUAUAAGUCAAUGGACUGUUUGAGAGAUGCUAUUAAAGUUGAGGGCCGUUGACUUAGAAGUUUAUUCAAACAGGUAACUGAAUUUCUAAGACAUUUAUUUCUAAGACAUUUUGAUACAAUGAUACUUCCAUUAUCUGGCUACUAUACGUAAAUAAUGAAUACUGCGAGUGUUUUAAAAGAGCAAUUAAGGUUGAAUGUGCACUCAGGAUCAAAGAGAGGAAUCUGCUCUGGGACACAAGCAUUCCCUAAACCCCCAAGUCAGGAGUCUAAUAUGCCUUUUCUACACUCAACUCUUCCUAGUGACCAGAAUGUUUGUCAACAACACAAAGCUCUGACACUGUGGUUUCAUUUCACACUCGUUUGGAGAUGUGAGACAUUUCAUAGGUAUUGGAAUUAACAUGCUGUUCAACGGAAGGUUGAGACAAAUUUCACGAUGCUGCCUCAAUGAGAACCAGGCACCAGCCUCUUAUUUCACUGCACACAUUGUGGGACUCUGUUUGCAUUCAAGUGGUGACGGGUUACAUAAAAAGGAAGUGAAUCCACAUGUGGGGACUCGCCCUGCUUUUGACAUGAUGAGCCAGUUAGCUCAGAGAGAAAGAGCAUUUCAACUAGUCACUGAGGACCCCUAGUGGUAGCAUUAGAAAGUUGCAGGCUGAAGCAAGAAAAAUAGUGUUCUUCCCUCUAGGGCAAAUUAUUUGGAAUUCAUUCAUAUUGGUUCCAGAGAGAAAGUCAUCACUCCAUCUAACCUCAAUCUAUAUAAUAAUAUAAUAGGAGUGUCCUUUGGCAGAUGCUAAAAACGUUGUUCAUUCACCUGUGAAGAGCAGAGGGCCUAUCCAUUGGAGCUGAACAGUCCCAGAUGCAUAACCACCCCUCUCUCCUCUCUCUUUCUCUUAUCCCUCUCUCCUCUCUCGUUCCCUCUCUCCUCUCAGGUGGCCAGGCUGUGGGGCAUGCAGAAGAACCGUCCAGCCAUGAACUACGACAAGCUCAGUCGCUCUCUGCGCUAUUACUACGAGAAGGGAAUUAUGCAGAAGGUACAAACUAAGGCUUUACUCAGCAGUUCAAAUGUGUCUCUGAGAGUGGUGAGACUGCCUAUCGGUUUGUUGGCUCUUCCAUUUUAUUUGGAAGCAACGUUUUAUAUUAAAUGGCUUAUGUGUGUAUCUGAUUUAUUUGCUCAGAUGUUUACCAUACUUGCAUUAGUAUAACAACACCAACUAAUGAACAUAUCUAACAGAGAAAUCUCUUUCCUCUGUUUGCAGGUGGCAGGGGAGCGCUACGUUUACAAGUUUGUGUGCGAGCCCGAGGCCCUCAUCUCCCUGGCCUUCCCCGACAAUCAUCGGCCCAGCAUGAAGGCCGAGUUUGAGCGCUACGUCAAUGAGGAGGACACGGUGCCCCUGUCCCACAUGGACGAGGGGGCCUCCUACCCCCAAGAACAAGCCCCACCAAACAUGGGCGCCCAGUCCUACUCCAAAGGCUACAUGUACUAA
Molecule: messenger RNA, 19814 nt
Organism: Coregonus sp. 'balchen'
Lineage: Eukaryota; Metazoa; Chordata; Actinopteri; Salmoniformes; Salmonidae
Source: the annotation of a GenBank genome assembly